AUGGUGGCGUCGUGUUCAACCUGCGAAGAAAAUCAAAACCAAAAUCCUGCCCAGCCACUGCAACCUGUUGAGGCCCCGCUGCAUCCUUUCCAGAUCGUGGGCUCAGACCUGUUUGACUUCAAAGGAGUUCCCUAUUUGCUCGUCGUCGACUACUACAGUAAAUGGCCAUGUUUUGUCCUACUAAAGUCAACGGUCUCGUCUGCAAUCAUCGCAUACCUCGAUCGGAUUUUCGCCGAUUAUGAGAUUCCAUCCGUGCUAGGGUCCGACAAUGUACCCCAAUACGGAAGUGCAGAGUUCCGGCGCUAUUGUGCCUCCAUGGGCAUUCAACACACCACUUCAAAUCCAGAAUACCCGCAGUCUAAUGGGUUGGCCGAGAGAACCGUACAGACGGUGAAAAAACGGAUCGUAAAAAUGCUAGACGACGUGAAAACGGCGUGGGAUGCUUUCGCCGUAAUUCGUUCAACACCCCUGUCCUCAACUCUUUCCUCACCCACCAUCCUCCAACAAGGCCGCCACUUCAGUGGCGCUCUUCCUUACGCCUUCUCCACACUCCAGCCCAGGGUCGUUAGUGCGCCAACGUCCGGCAGCAGUUACAGAAAAGCAAUGCAGCAGCGUCAUUCAACCAUGGCAUUUUCCCCACCACCCAUGGUUCCGUUUUGUCCGUCGGGCAGACGGCCCAAGUUCGCGUUUCCAGAAAGUGGAUUCCGGGUAAUGUUACAAAGAGAUAAGCCUUCCGUCUGGUUCAAGAAGCAAUCGAAAAUAUUCCAGACCAUGCCUAAUGAGGAUGGCUGUUCCGUUUUUGUUGGGACCGACGUUUGCUAG
Molecule: messenger RNA, 822 nt
Organism: Daphnia carinata
Lineage: Eukaryota; Metazoa; Arthropoda; Branchiopoda; Diplostraca; Daphniidae
Exons: 2
Coding region: 1-822 (273 amino acids)
Biological process (GO): DNA integration
Molecular function (GO): nucleic acid binding
Source: RefSeq, a predicted model, not a curated record